Fusarium sp. VM40 is the source of this 1839-nucleotide messenger RNA. The record is from the annotation of a GenBank genome assembly. Lineage: Eukaryota; Fungi; Ascomycota; Sordariomycetes; Hypocreales; Nectriaceae.
AUGGACUCUGGCGGAGUCAGGAGGAAGGAUACAACCAAAGGCCCGCCUCUUCGAGUUCUAUCACUCGAUGGAGGAGGUGUCCGAGGUUACUCCAUCUUCAUUAUUGUACAGGAGCUUAUGCACCGAACUUUCGUCGAGAUCGAAGGCCGAGCUCCCAAGCGACACGAAAUUCCCAAACCAUGCGAUCACUUCGACCUCAUCGUUGGUACCGGCACGGGCGGACUGAUAGCUCUAAUGUUAGGCCGGCUGCGCCUCGACCUUGAAACCUGCAAAGAGCUCUACGUUCGCAUGACGCGCAUGGUUUUCCAAACAGACAAGACCAUCGCCGGAAUUCCCUAUCGAUCAACUCUAUUCAAGGCGAGCAAGCUUGAGGAGGCUAUCAAGGCAGCUGUCCGGGAACACACUGUUAAGGAAAGAGAGGGUAAUGACAGCGUCGAGUCUUCCCUCAACAAUCCUCUCAACGCCGCACUUUAUUCAAGCGCUGGCCCUCGUCGAAACCAGAGCAAUGCAAGCACCGUUAGCUUUAGCGCACGCAGUCCUGCCUCCCAGAUGGCCCAACGGCCCACAACCAACUCAAGAUACGGCGACCCCAACGCUCGUCUGUACGAUCACCGAGAAAACCGCACCAAGACCGCCAUAACAGCAGUGUAUAAGGGCUCUCCUCGAGGCGCACCGGCUGCUCUUCUGCGAUCCUACGACUCUCGAAAAGAACCCCCUCCCGAGUUCGACUGCAAGAUCUGGCAGGCUGGUCGAGCUACUUGUUCAAUUGGACUCGCCUUCAAGCCUAUUACUAUCGGUCAAUCGGUUUUCCAUGAUGACGGCGGAGGCACCUUCAACCCUAGUCCAGAGGCCCUGGACGAAGCUGUGGUCAACGAGUGGCCCGGUCGUGAAGUGGGUGUGUUUGUUAGCGUUGGUACUGGCAGACGGCCCAAGGGUAGCGAUCAGAAUUCCCAGCAGUGGUACGAAGGCUUCUUGGGCGAUUUCGCGGAGGCGCGUAGGAAGUUGAUCUCCAAAAUCGAGGGUUGCGAGAAGAUUCACGAGUACAUGAUGCGCGAGCACCUCGGGAAGCGAAACGUCAGUAUUGACGCCUACUACCGUCUUAACGUUGAAGUGGGUGUUGGGGAGUUUGGAAUGAACGAAUGGAACCGACUAGGCGAGAUCAGCACCGGUACUCGAAGGUACAUGUCGAGAGAGGCCGAGCAAAAGAUGAUCCAGGGCAUCUCAUCAAAGCUGGGUAAGAUUCACCGAGCCAAGAUCCGCCAUGCGCGAGCUCCCGAAGGAAUCCCGGAGCUUGUCAAGUCAACAUCAAGCACUUGGGAGACGCCCAUGGCAUUUGAGCUCGCAGGAGAUAUUCCAACUACUGUGCCUCUGCCUCAUAGCCCUGCGAGUCGGUCAUCAUUCGAAUCAGGGUCGGAUAACCUGCACAUCAACAACCAUAAUGGUUCACCUCGAAGCUCCAACGAGCGCAUGCAUUAUGAAACUCCCGGCUCUCCUCCACUAGGACCUCGUGGACCAAGCGCCAGUGCCCCGACUUUACACCCGGAGGAUCGUUUAGCAGUGUCGUCACCGACGCCAGCGCAAUACCGUGAAGGCGUGUCUGGCCAGGAUUUGAUUGCCAUCAUGAGCCCAGACGAGUAUCCUAGGCCACCUCCAAACAUGGCUGCACCCCCACCAACCCGGAUCGAGCCGCCGCCGUUACCACCCAAGACGCCUCUCCCCGAGAACCAGCAACAUCAUGGUGGUCGAAGAGUGCCAGCGGCGGCGCCUCCGUACCCGUUGGACGACGAUGAACCUCCACCAGUGAACAUGGCUCGUAAACCCGAUUAUAGGGGACGUUAA